AUUUUUUAUUUUAUUAUAAACAUCACACCAUCUAGUAAAAUAACGUCAGUUUUGAGUUAAGAACUCCACUGAUAAUGCUUGUUUUGACACUCUUUAGAAAACCUCUGAAGUUUUUGAUAUGGACCCAAAAGAAGUUGCUGAAAUCCCCACCUCAGCCGGGAAGAUUGUUAGAUCUGAGAGGAAGAGGCGGGCUUCCGAACAUGAAGGUUCAAGCAAUCGGAUCCAUCUCAAAAUUUUUGGCCAUGACGGUGUUCUCUCCACUUACCGCAUUCGUCGUGACAAGCCGAUGCAAAAGUUUUUGAAACGGUACUGUCAAGACCAAAAUUUGGAGUAUCUUGCAACAGACUUUCUUUAUGAAGGGGAGAGACUUCGAAAACUUAGCACCCCCGAUGAGCUUCGGUUGGAGGAUGGAGAUCAGAUUGAGGCAUUUGUUCGAGCAGAUGGAGGAGGUCAUAAGGCUGUCUAAAGCAAUUAGCUAGUGAAGUUUAGAGAGCCUGAAAAAAUAG
This is a messenger RNA of Oldenlandia corymbosa var. corymbosa, 506 nucleotides long. The record is from the annotation of a GenBank genome assembly. Lineage: Eukaryota; Viridiplantae; Streptophyta; Magnoliopsida; Gentianales; Rubiaceae.